AGCCACAGCCGCACUUGACAACCUGCAGUCCAGCUUUAAGCAAGUACAUUUCGAUAAAAGAGAAAAUAACGGAAAGCCCUAUUUAAAAUGCAGUACAGACAACUGGCAUUCCAACUGAUGGCCUGUUUAGCCACCUUUCAGCUGGUGCUUGGCUAUCCACAGGAACGUGAGCAUAUCCAAAGACUGAGUUCCAACAAUGAGGUGAGAGAUCAAGCCAUCACAUCCAGCGAAGCCCUGGACAAUCUCUAUAGCUACGAGAGAACUUUGAGUAGAUUGAGGAGAGCUCUGGAGGAGCUGGCCUAUGAGGAGGCAGCGGAUGACAUGGAGCUGGCCGAGAUCAAUGUGUUUCGACCCCUGUUCCGCUACCGUUCCCAGGUGGCCAGGCAGGUGCCAAAUCCCCAGCAGCAACAGCAACAGUUUGGCUAAUAAAAUAU
Drosophila serrata is the source of this 434-nucleotide messenger RNA. RefSeq lists its product as uncharacterized. Lineage: Eukaryota; Metazoa; Arthropoda; Insecta; Diptera; Drosophilidae. The record is from RefSeq and is a predicted model, not a curated record.